AUGGCGGACCGCAGUCUGGAGGGCAUGGCGCUGCCACUGGAGGUGCGGGCGCGGCUGGCGGAACUGGAGCUGGAGCUGUCGGAAGGUGACAUCACACAGAAAGGAUAUGAAAAGAAGAGGUCGAAAUUAAUUGGAGCCUACUUGCCCCAGCCUCCAACAGCGAAUGGAGCUGCCGUGGCCCGGUGUAGACUGCCGCACAGUGAAGGUGCCCCGAGGAGACCGCCACACUGCAGCCACAUCGCGGUGUGUGACAUCCGAGAAGCCACCGGCAGGGAGCGUGUGGCCAGCACCGUGGGAAACCGGCCUCUGUUUUACUUUCGUUUCGGGGUGGACCAAGCGUUGCCACCAGAGCGCCGGGCGCCCGUUACUCCGUCCUCUGCCUCUCGCUACCACCGCCGGAGAUCCUCAGGGUCACGAGAUGAGCGCUACCGGUCAGACGUCCACACAGAAGCUGUGCAGGCAGCGCUUGCAAAACACAAAGAAAGGAAGAUGGCAGUGCCUAUGCCUUCCAAACGCAGGUCCUUGGUGGUGCAAACCUCGAUGGACGCCUACACGCCUCCAGAUACCUCCUCUGGCUCGGACGACGAGGGCUCGGUGCAGGGGGACUCGCAGGGGACGCCCACCUCCAGCCAGGGCAGCAUCAACAUGGAGCACUGGAUCAGCCAGGCCAUCCACGGCUCCACCACGUCCACCACGUCGUCCUCGUCCACCCAGAGUGGGGGCAGCGGCACCGCCCACCGGCUGGCGGACGUCAUGGCCCAGACGCACAUAGAAAACCACUCUGCACCUCCUGAUGUGACCACGUACACCUCAGAGCACGCGAUACAGGCAGAGAGGCCCCAAGGCUCAGCCACGUCGCGGAACGCACCCAAGUAUGGCAACGCCGAGCUCAUGGAGACUGGCGAUGGAGUGCCGGUCAGUAGCCGGGUAUCAGCGAAAAUUCAGCAGCUUGUCAACACCCUCAAACGACCUAAACGACCACCCUUACGGGAAUUCUUUGUUGACGACUUUGAAGAAUUGUUAGAAGUUCAACAACCAGAUCCAAACCAGCCAAAGCCAGAGGGAGCGCAGAUGUUGGCCAUGCGUGGGGAACAGCUCGGUGUGGUUACGAAUUGGCCCCCGUCUUUAGAAGCCGCGUUACAGCGAUGGGGAACCAUCUCGCCAAAGGCCCCGUGCUUGACCACGAUGGACACGAAUGGGAAGCCCCUGUACAUCCUCACUUACGGCAAACUGUGGACAAGAAGCAUGAAGGUGGCUUACAACAUCCUGCAUAAAUUAGGUACGAAGCAAGAGCCGAUGGUGCGGCCUGGAGACAGGGUGGCACUGGUGUUCCCCAACAAUGACCCUGCUGCGUCCAUGGUGGCCUUCUACGGUUGCCUGUUGGCCGAGGUCGUCCCCGUGCCCAUCGAGGUUCCACUCACGAGAAAGGAUGCAGGAAGCCAGCAGAUCGGGUUUCUGCUUGGCAGCUGUGGAGUCACUGUCGCCUUGACAAGCGACGCCUGCCACAAAGGACUGCCCAAAAGCCCGACAGGGGAGAUCCCGCAAUUCAAAGGUUGGCCAAAGCUAUUGUGGUUUGUCACAGAAUCCAAACAUCUCUCUAAACCUCCUCGUGACUGGUUCCCACACAUUAAAGAUGCGAAUAACGACACUGCAUAUAUCGAAUAUAAGACGUGCAAGGAUGGAAGUGUCCUCGGGGUGACGGUGACAAGGAUCGCGCUGCUGACCCACUGCCAGGCCCUCACGCAGGCUUGUGGCUACACAGAAGCCGAAACAAUUGUGAACGUGCUGGAUUUUAAGAAAGACGUUGGGCUCUGGCACGGGAUCCUAACAAGUGUUAUGAACAUGAUGCACGUGAUCAGCAUCCCGUACUCGCUGAUGAAGGUGAACCCACUGUCCUGGAUUCAGAAGGUCUGCCAGUACAAAGCAAAAGUGGCCUGUGUCAAGUCCAGGGACAUGCACUGGGCGUUGGUGGCACACAGGGAUCAACGAGACAUCAACCUGUCCUCUCUGCGGAUGCUGAUCGUGGCCGACGGUGCAAACCCUUGGUCUAUCUCUUCCUGCGAUGCGUUUCUCAAUGUGUUCCAAAGUAAAGGGCUGCGCCAAGAGGUCAUCUGUCCCUGUGCCAGCUCGCCAGAGGCGCUGACAGUGGCCAUCCGAAGGCCUACGGAUGACAGCAACCAGCCCCCGGGCCGCGGCGUCCUGUCCAUGCACGGGCUCACCUAUGGGGUCAUCCGUGUGGACUCGGAGGAAAAGCUAUCAGUGCUGACCGUGCAGGACGUCGGCCUCGUGAUGCCUGGAGCCAUCACGUGCUCCGUGAAACCGGACGGGGUCCCACAGCUGUGCAGAACGGACGAGAUCGGGGAGCUGUGCGUGUGUGCGGUGGCCACGGGGACGUCCUACUACGGUCUGUCGGGCAUGACCAAGAACACCUUCGAGGUGUUCCCCGUGACGAGCUCGGGCGCCCCAGUCAGCGAGUACCCCUUCGUGAGGACAGGCCUGCUGGGCUUCGUCGGCCCCGGGGGGCUCGUCUUCGUGGUGGGCAAGAUGGACGGGCUCAUGGUGGUGAGCGGGCGGCGGCACAACGCGGAUGACAUCGUAGCCACCGCCCUGGCGGUGGAGCCCAUGAAGUUCGUCUACCGGGGGAGAAUAGCCGUGUUCUCGGUCACCGUCCUGCAUGACGAGAGGAUCGUGAUUGUGGCUGAGCAGCGACCAGACUCCACGGAGGAGGACAGCUUCCAGUGGAUGAGCCGCGUCCUCCAGGCUAUCGACAGCAUUCACCAGGUCGGGGUGUAUUGCUUGGCCUUGGUCCCAGCCAACACCCUCCCCAAGACCCCGCUCGGUGGCAUCCAUCUGUCAGAAACGAAGCAGCUUUUCCUGGAGGGCUCGCUUCACCCCUGCAAUGUCCUGAUGUGCCCCCACACCUGUGUCACAAACCUGCCUAAACCUCGACAAAAGCAGCCAGAGAUCGGCCCCGCCUCUGUGAUGGUGGGAAACCUAGUCUCUGGGAAGAGGAUCGCGCAGGCCAGUGGCAGAGACCUGGGGCAGAUAGAAGACAAUGACCAGGCCCGGAAGUUCCUGUUCUUGUCUGAGGUCCUGCAGUGGAGGGCGCAGACCACCCCCGACCAUGUGCUCUACACUUUGCUCAACUGCCGGGGGACAAUAGCGAACUCACUGACAUGUGUCCAGCUGCACAAACGAGCGGAGAAGAUAGCCGUCAUGCUGAUGGAGAGGGGGCGCCUGCAAGAUGGGGACCAUGUUGCUCUCGUCUACCCUCCAGGAAUAGAUCUGAUCACAGCGUUUUACGGCUGCCUGUAUGCGGGCUGUGUGCCCAUCACCGUGCGCCCCCCACACCCCCAGAACAUUGCCACCACGCUGCCCACCGUGAAGAUGAUCGUGGAGGUGAGCCGUUCUGCCUGCUUGAUGACAACACAACUCAUCUGUAAGUUGUUAAGGUCCAGGGAGGCAGCUGCCGCGGUGGACGUCAGGGCGUGGCCCCCCAUUCUGGAUACAGAUGAUUUGCCAAAGAAGCGGCCGGCCCAGAUCUACAAGCCGUCCAACCCCGACACGCUGGCCUACCUGGACUUCAGCGUGUCCACAACGGGGAUGCUAGCGGGAGUGAAGAUGUGUCACUCAGCCACCAGUGCCUUCUGCCGAUCCAUUAAGCUGCAGUGCGAGCUCUACCCCUCCAGAGAAGUGGCCAUCUGCUUGGACCCCUACUGCGGACUCGGCUUUGUCCUGUGGUGCCUCUGCAGUGUGUACUCCGGGCACCAAUCCAUCCUCAUCCCACCAUCGGAGCUGGAAACCAACCCUGCCUUGUGGCUGCUUGCCGUCAGUCAGUACAAAGUCCGCGAUACGUUCUGUUCCUACUCGGUGAUGGAGCUCUGUACCAAGGGGCUGGGUUCACAGACAGAGUCCCUCAAGGCACGAGGACUGGACUUGUCCCGCGUGCGGACGUGUGUGGUGGUCGCUGAGGAGCGGCCUCGAAUAGCACUUACCCAGUCCUUCUCGAAGCUGUUCAAGGACCUGGGCCUCCACCCGCGGGCCGUCAGCACCUCGUUCGGCUGCCGCGUGAACCUGGCGAUUUGCUUACAGGGGACCUCGGGACCUGACCCAACUACCGUCUAUGUUGACAUGAGAGCCCUGAGACACGACAGGGUCCGCUUAGUAGAGAGAGGGUCGCCUCACAGCUUGCCACUGAUGGAAUCCGGAAAAAUCCUGCCAGGGGUUCGGAUCAUAAUAGCCAAUCCAGAAACAAAAGGGCCGCUGGGAGACUCACACCUGGGUGAGAUAUGGGUCCACAGUGCCCACAACGCCAGCGGCUACUUCACCAUCUAUGGGGAUGAGUCCUUGCAGUCAGACCACUUCAGCUCGAGGCUGAGCUUCGGGGACACCCAGACCGUGUGGGCACGGACAGGCUACUUGGGCUUCCUGAGGAGAACGGAGCUCACAGAUGCCAACGGAGAGCGCCAUGAUGCCCUGUACGUGGUGGGGGCCCUGGACGAGGCCAUGGAGCUGCGCGGGAUGAGGUACCACCCCAUUGACAUCGAGACCUCCGUCAUCAGAGCCCACAAAAGUGUCACCGAAUGCGCCGUGUUCACCUGGACAAACUUGCUGGUGGUGGUGGUGGAGCUGGACGGGUCAGAGCAGGAGGCGCUGGACCUGGUCCCCCUGGUCACCAACGUGGUGCUGGAGGAGCACUACCUGGUCGUGGGUGUGGUGGUGGUGGUGGACGUGGGCGUGAUCCCCAUCAACUCCCGGGGUGAGAAGCAGCGCAUGCACCUGCGGGACGGCUUCCUGGCCGACCAGCUCGACCCCAUCUACGUGGCCUACAACAUGUAGCCCGGGGCUGGCCCUUGACGCCAGCGCUUUCCUCGUUAUCACUGAAGUGUGGAUGCCAGGGCAACGUCCGUCCGUGGGACAGAGCCUGUGUCACGGGCGGAGCGCAGGGGACUUCCCACAGCGAUCCUGGUUGGCACGAUGCAGCAAACGUGAACCGCCACCGAGCUUCGCUCAGGGGACCUCGAGUCACUGCCUUCAGUUUGGUGGAAAAGCCCAUUUUGAAACUUUUUUUCUUUCUUUUUCUUUUUUUAUUAAUUAUUGGAUAAGUGCUUUCUUCGUAAAUGUGGUAUUUUGUUAAGCCAAAAUAGCAAUUAAAAAAUAUUCUGCCCUCCAGGUGGGUUCCUUUAAACAAUUUAUGUAGUGUGACAAAGAAUUGUUUUCUCUGUUUUAAUGUGUCCUGAAACCUUAACAACGACAUGGACCUGUUCCUAAUCUAAGCCAUGGCUCAGUCUCACCCUUCUAGGAAAGUCUGUUGAGGUACGAAACCUUCCACAUAGCACCUUGCAGUUAGAUCUUAGCAGCUUCUGUCAGAACCGUGUGAAGAAACAGAGGCUCGCACGUGGCCUCUGACGUUAGCAUAGAAGGAGAAGAAAUUAUAAAUAAGGUGUAUUUCGGCAAUUACCUUGCAGAUAUCUUUGUACUAAAAAAGAUGAAAUAAGUUAACUUCUUCGUAUGUAAUUAUGUACAAAACGUUUAAUUUAUUUUGAUCUCUCUAGAAGUAUAAAAGAGAAGAACAUUCAAGAGUAUUAAAAUCUUGCAAUGUUUGCUAAUAUAAAAAGUGUUGUAUCAUCUUGCGUGGAUAGUAUCACAACAAGUAUAUAUAUAUGAAAUGUAAAUUCACUAAUGAACAAAGGAGAUUUAAAGUCUAACGCGCAGACCUGUCACUUGCAUGGCGUCCCUCACUGUACUGUAGAUAAGAGACUCUCACGCCCACUCUGCUGAUGGUAGCGACCAGACGGCCAGGAGCCCAGUGUGAGCGUUUCUUCCAGAACCGGAGACCAGCCAGCGACAUUCUUGUACAUCAUCUCGAAGGCGGUGGGGGGUCUGAGGUGGACAUGCACACCCCCCUCAUGCGGGGGUGACACGACGACGGCGUGAGCCCCUCGGGGAGGCCAGCGGCCCACACACUGCUCCCUUAGCUGCACAGUGUUUUUCAUCCUUUUGGUUAGUGUCACCCUUUUUGGUCCUCGGUAUGAAAAGGAAUGAUACUCUGCAGCCACCUGAACCGGUUGCGUUGAGUCCCCUCAGCUGGCCACUGUGUGGAGUGGACAGUGUCCAGGACAGCUUUAAGGGAAGAGACUCACAGGCGACGGUCACCUGGGCCAGAUCACGGGGACCCCCACAGCCACUGGUGGGAGCAAGAAAGCCUCACAGCUGCCUUCAUUAGCGACCUGCGGAUGACACAUUCCUGACGCCCGUCUGUCACGGCCACCGUAGCCUCACGAGGCCCAUUUCCAGAGCUCAUCUGCACAGUCCUUGCCUGAGCCGGUGUCUGUCCCGCCAGGAGCAGGUGCCAGCCCUGCAAGCGUCAUCUGUUUUGUGACUGCCCCCGUGUGAGCCUGCAGGGGCCCCAUGUGCAUGACCAAGAUGGCCGUUGAGCAGAGAACCAGGCUGUCUCACUGCAUUGCCUUUGCUGACACGCCGGCACCAAGCCCUUUGCUGAAAGAGUUUUGUUUGACUUCUGAGAUCCAAGGCUAAUUGUUUUCUCAAAAAUUUAAGUGGUGUAUUUUUUUAAUUUGUCUGCAUGUGGGGUGCACCCUUCCAUUUUCACAAAUCAUUGGGCUUUUACAAUAUUGUUUGACUUCAUCGCGGCAGGUGACCAUUUCCCCUACUUGCCUCAGAUACACAUGCCUGUACUUGCCGGCUCGGCAAACCCACCACACACAGAAGAGACACGUUCUUACAUACCUGCCGGGUGUGGGGGCUCCAAGGUUUCAGGUGAGGCUCCGAAUAGGACACAUGAUUGCAGGGUCGGAAGCAGCAAGUCAGGUGUCACUCCAAACCGUGUCACAUCCCCCCCGUGUCAGCCCCCCAGGCCAGACGGGGCGGUGUCAGUGACGUCCUGUCACCUCUGCUGUUGGAGUUGACGUUCAAAGGGUGGGGGCCUGGGGUUGAAGCUCUGUCACGCAAGAAAGAGGCAAGGAGACAUUUUCCACCGUUUAAGCAAUAAAGAAGGAUCGUUCUGUAGAUAACUCGUUCACGGGAAUGUCACCAAUGUUUGCUUGUGACCGUGUGUGCUUUUGAAGUCAGACAGAUGCGUGUGAUCAGCUCGCACAAAGGAGGGCACACACGAACAUUGAAACACAGAUCUGACCCAACAGGGCGGCUUCCUCAUGGUGCUUGUUUAUUAUAGAUAUCUAACCCUGCUUGACACUUUACCCCGGAGACCGUCCCUUUUAUCAGUUGAAUGUUAGCAGCGUUAUUUCAUAGUGUGGUGACUGGUUAGGGAAGUUCAUAUACUGAACCAGUCACGGUUUCACACAGAGUUUUUAUGUGCAAAGGACGGCAACCUUCUCGUAUGUUGAACCACCAGUAAGCUUUGUACAUCUGUGAUAACGCCUGUUUUAUAUUCAAAUGAACAAAUAAAAGCUUUUAUUUUUGUUGCUCUGAAAAUAGCAGUUUCUUCAUUGGUCCCCUGGCACACUGUGUGGGACAGCUUCAGUCCAUAGGCGGGUGACUCCUACAGUGGCAUGGGACA
This is a messenger RNA of Rhinolophus ferrumequinum (greater horseshoe bat), 7537 nucleotides long. It is a transcript of the gene DIP2C, whose product is annotated as disco interacting protein 2 homolog C. NCBI's taxonomy places the organism in Eukaryota, Metazoa, Chordata, Mammalia, Chiroptera, Rhinolophidae. The coding region runs from base 1 to 4839 and encodes 1612 amino acids. The record is from RefSeq and is a predicted model, not a curated record. The transcript is spliced from 38 exons.